AUGCCUCCUCGCAUGGACAUAUAUCGACGUGGACGUCAACUCGAACGUCUCAGCAAUACUGGACAUGCACUGCUCAACAGCCUUUUGCAUGACGAUGACUUGCACUACUUUGCAGUGUGCCAACAGAGGUUUCUUGACCCGCAAGAAGAGCAGUAUCCAGCCGACUGGCUUAAUAAGGACAGGAAGAAAUUGAAGAGAAUGCUCGAGUACUGGCGCAGCAAGAUGCGCGAGGUCUACUACUUCACUGUUGUCAAUGGAAGAAGACAACUCAAAGCAUGCAGUAGCCUCCGACGCUCCGCCAGACGGAAGCGGCGCUGCGGCUACACUUACACUGAAUCCAGUGACCUCCCAAGUCCUCAGGAAGAAGAAAUAAACGGGUUUCUUAGGGCUGAGACAGAGGCUAUGGGCAAUCACGAGUAUUACGCUGAAGGGGAGGAGAGAGAAAUUGACUAUGCCUGA
Messenger RNA from Fusarium subglutinans, 459 nucleotides. RefSeq lists its product as uncharacterized. The transcript has a single exon. The record is from RefSeq and is a predicted model, not a curated record. The coding region runs from base 1 to 459 and encodes 152 amino acids. NCBI's taxonomy places the organism in Eukaryota, Fungi, Ascomycota, Sordariomycetes, Hypocreales, Nectriaceae.